CAUCAAGGAACCAACCAGUAAACCAACCGUGAACACAAAGCAAGGCAACUCAGUGCCUUCCCUUGCACAACUACACGUUACUCACAUUGGUUCGUUUAUUUUUACAAAUCACGCAUCCUAUCCCCCACCCACCAAGCGACACCAUGUGAACCUCUCGCUGGAUGAAAUUAAGGCUUCCGAAAUUGAAAAAUUUUGGCACACCGUGGAGAGAUGGGCGGGCGGUGUAACGGGUACAUGGGACUUUCGGAUGGAGGGAAGGCUAAAUUCCCUCAGAAUAUUGCCGAGUAUGAAGGAAACAAUUGUUGGUGAACAUGUGAUGCCGGGUGGUGACCUCAAGUUGACCUCCGAAUUUUGA
Acaulospora morrowiae is the source of this 355-nucleotide messenger RNA. The record is from the annotation of a GenBank genome assembly. Lineage: Eukaryota; Fungi; Glomeromycota; Glomeromycetes; Diversisporales; Acaulosporaceae.